Myripristis murdjan (pinecone soldierfish) is the source of this 3412-nucleotide messenger RNA. It is a transcript of the gene exoc2, whose product is annotated as exocyst complex component 2. The record is from RefSeq and is a predicted model, not a curated record. NCBI's taxonomy places the organism in Eukaryota, Metazoa, Chordata, Actinopteri, Holocentriformes, Holocentridae. Gene Ontology annotation, biological process: Golgi to plasma membrane transport; exocytosis. Gene Ontology annotation, cellular component: exocyst. Bases 138 to 2909 code for a protein of 923 amino acids. The transcript is spliced from 28 exons.
CAGGGCUGUGGCUGAGAAGGGCCGGAUGGAAAGAGGAAAGGCCGGAAGUUGAUAGAGGAAACAGGAAAGUAUCGCUGGAGCACAGUCGCUGUAAACUACGCUGAUUGAUCCUGUGUUCCUGCCUGCCGAAGACCACCAUGUCUCGUGCCCGACAGCCCCCCCUGGUCACGGGCAUCUCUCCCAAUGAGGGUGCGGCAUGGACCAAAGUCACCAUCCGUGGGGAAAACCUGGGCACAGGCCCGGCCGACCUCAUUGGUCUGUUGAUCUGUGGCCAUAACUGCCUGCUGACAGCCGAGUGGAUGUCAGCCAGCAAGAUAGUGUGCCGCGUGGGUCCUGCCAAAGACGACAAGGGAGAGAUAAUUGUCACAACCAAGUCCGGAGGCAACGGCACCUCCACGGUCUCAUUCAAGUUGCUCAAGCCAGAGAAAAUUGGUAUCCUGGACCAGUCUGCAGUGUGGGUGGAUGAGAUGAACUACUACGACAUGAGGACUGACCGCAACAAAGGCAUCUCUCCGCUCUCCCUGCGACCAAGCAAUCCAUUGGGCAUUGAAAUAGACAAAGGUAAAAUCCCACAGAAAGACAUGGAGCUGACAUUUCCAGGGAUGAGUGGAGACUUCACCAGUGAGAACUUUUCUGCCACCUGGUACCUCAUAGAAAACCAUUCAGGCACCAGUUUUGAGCAGUUACGGACAGCGGCCAGCAAUCUGAAGAAGCAGGCCACAAAGAAGAAUGAGGGUAGUCUGGCCUACGUGAAGGGAGGCCUCAGCACAUUCUUUGAGGCCCAGGACGCUCUGGCAGCAAUCCACCAGAGGCUGGAGUCUGAUGGCACAGAGAGAGUGGAGGGGUCAAUGACCCAACGUCUAGAGAACAUUCUCAACCGAGCGAGCGAUACUGCAGACACUCUGUUUCAGGAGGUCUUAGGGCGGAAGGACAAAGCUGACUCCACACGCAACGCACUCAAUGUUUUGCAGCGGUUUAAGUUUCUCUUCAACCUACCACUCUACAUUGAACGCAAUAUUCAAAAGGGAGAUUACGAUGUGGUUAUCAAUGACUAUGAGAAAGCCAAAUCUCUUUUUGGAAAUACCGAGGUCCCUGUCUUUAAAAAAGUGUAUGCUGAGGUGGAGACAAGGAUCGGAGCUCUGAGGAGUCUCCUACUGGAGAAACUGCUGCAGACGCCAUCAACACUGCAUGACCAGAAGAGAUACAUCAGGUACCUGUCUGACCUGCAUGCGCCAGGAGACCCAGCAUGGCAGUGCAUCUACGCUCAGCACAAAUGGAUCCUGCAGCUGAUGCAAAACUGCAGGGACGAAUUCAUCAGUGACCAGAGAGUGGGUGUUGGGGCCACAGCUCUGGACCUGGAGGGAGACAUACGUCCGUUGGGUCUCAGCAGGCUCAGCCACACUGCGUCUCUCAAGAGAGGUGGCAGCCUGCGGACGCCACGCCCCAGCACCUGGCGCUUUGAGACGCCCCAGCAGGUGCAGUUUGUGGAGAAACUUUCAGACGUGGUAAUUAGUCAGCUGCCCAACUUCUGGAAGCUUUGGAUCUCCUAUGUCAAUGGAAGCCUCUUCAGUGAGACAGGAGAAAAAUCUGGCCAGGUUGAAAAAUCCAAGAAGAAUGCCAGACAGAGACAGAAUGACUUCAAAAAAAUGAUUGAGGAAUUGACUCAUCGACUGGUGAAACUUGUGCGGGGAGCUCUCCUCCCGGCAACAUUGCCACAGGGGGAGUUGAGUCUCUAUGGUGGCUGGGAGAAUAAGACAGAGCUCACUGCACCCUGGCUCACACAAGUCAUACAUAUCGUCAGAGGUUUUCAUGAAGCUCUUGCAGCCUUAGAGAUCCCCAAUGAUUUGCUGCAGGUGAUUCAGGAUCUGCUGCUGGACUUGAGAGUGCACUGCCUCAUGGUGACCCUGCUCCACACCACAGAAGAUGUAAAGAGACUUGCUGAGAAGGAGGACUGGGUUGUAGAUAAUGAGGGAAUUACCACCCUGCCUUCUCAGUUUGAACAGUGCAUGGUCCAGAUGCUGCAGUCGCUCAAAGAGCCCCUCGAAACCAAACCAGGGGAGAUCAAUGUUCUCCAGCUAGAACAGGCCCAGGAUCAGGCUUCAGAGCUCUGUGUUGCCAUCAUGAGGGUUUUCAUCAACUGCUUGGAGCACUUGAGCACCAAGACCGAUGGCGACAUUGACACAUCUCAUAUGUCGGUGGACCUGGCCUCUCCAGAUCGGUUUAGCAGUGCUCAGGAGGACUUCAGUCCAACACCGGAGCAGCGUCUGCUGAUCAUCCUUAGUAACUGCCAAUACCUGGAGAGACAUACAUUCCUCAACUUGGCCGAUCACUUUGAGAAACACGGUUUCAUGGGGACAGAGAAGAUCACACGGGUGAGUGUAGAGGCUGUACGGCAGCUGGACAGAAAACUAUUUGAUGCCUACAUCGAAAGAAGGGCCGACCCUAUCGCAGGCUCUUUGGAACCUGGGAUCUACGCGGGAUACUUUGACUGGAGGGACUGCCAAUCACCUACAGGUGUGAGGAACUACCUGAAGGAAGCUCUGGUCAGCAUCAUCACAGUUCAUGCUGAGGUCUUCACAGUGUCUAAGGAACUAGUUCCCAGGGUUUUGUCUAAAAUAGUUGAGUCAGUUGCUGAUGAGAUGAGUCGUCUCAUGCAGUGCGUGUCCUCCUUCAGUAAAAAUGGAGCUCUACAGGCUCGUCUUGAACUCUGUGCCCUUAGAGAUGCCAUAGCCCCCUACCUAAAUUCUGAAAGCAAUGCGAGCUUCAAACUGGCUUUGGAUGCCCUUCCACAGCUACAGAGCGGUGCUGACAAGAAGCUACUGGAGGAGUUACUGAACACAUUUAAGAGCAGUAUGCAGUUGCAGCUCACUUGCUUCCAGCCCUCCUCUGUUCAACCUGUCAAGAGAUGAGCUAAUUGUGUUAACGCCUCCCAGCUCCUGCAUCCACUACUGUGUUAAUGUCUCUCAGUGCAAUUCACUUAUAAACUUGAAUUGCAUCAUUUUAGUUUGAUUAUCGCAUUAUUCUGCAAUCAUUUCAUUUACGGUCUUCAUUGGCCUUCACUGUACCACACUAAACUGGAAGCAAAUGUCUAAUCAUUUAAUCUUACACUGAAUGAGUUGAUGAUUUCAUUGUUACUGUCCAGGACAGUCCCUGUGCAGUGCAGUCAGGUUUGCUAUGCUAAUCUUGUGUGGUCACUCGUUUAGCUAACAGAUCACAAGGGGCUGGUUCAGUGGCUGUUUAUGACAAGGAACUCACUCUGCCCCCCCCCCUCCCCUCGGAUAACAGUAUAGGGACCCUGGUCAUCAUGUCUUCAGCAGUACAUUUGGGAUUUGUUGAAUAUUUAAAGUUGCUGAUGCUUUUCCUGUGCCAUCACAAUUGCCUAAUAAAAUGAGACAACCUUCUGUUAAAAUAA